UGUUAUGGUGAGAGUGGUUCUGCUAAUCUUGAAGCUAUAGAAUUAAACCUUCCCAUUAUUAUUUGCAAAACUGAUAAAUAUUCUCUAAGAGAUAUUUAUAAUAUAGACGAGACUAGAUUGUUUUAUUCUAUAGCUCCUGAUCAUACUAUCACAUCAUGUCAAAUUGAAGGGGCAAAAAAAAAUUGUAUCUGA
Molecule: messenger RNA, 192 nt
Organism: Dentiscutata heterogama
Lineage: Eukaryota; Fungi; Glomeromycota; Glomeromycetes; Diversisporales; Gigasporaceae
Source: the annotation of a GenBank genome assembly